AUGUCGUCUACCACUAUGGCAAAGAAGAACAAGGGCAAGAAAGCGGCCGACCCCAGCGAGACAUCUAAACUGCUGGCCGCCAAAAUCUCCCAGCUGGAGCAAGAUGCCGCGGGUGAGAAGGACCAAGAGGCGGAAAUUGAGCGCGAGGUCAAAAAGGCAACGCGUGACCUCAAUCAGCUUUUGAACAACAUUGAGUCCCCUAUGACCCGUCUCGAGACCGUCCAUAAGAAGUAUACCGAACUCUUGGCGGAUAUGAAGAAGUUGGAUCGUGAUUAUUCAAAGAGCAAGAAGCGUGCCGAUCAAUUGCAGAAAGACCAAGACAAGGGCAAAUCCGAUCUCAGCAAAACCAUUACGAUGAAGGAUAAACUUGAAAAGUUGUGUCGAGAACUUACGAAAGAGAACAAGAAAGUCAAGGAUGAGAACAAGAAGUUGGAGGACACGGAGAAGAGGGCGCGCUUGAUUGUCAACGAACGUCUCGACUCACUCCUAUAUGACAUUCAAGAUGUCAUGGCUGCGAAAGGAAACCCUCGCAGCGAGAAGGUGGAUCUCGAUUUGGAUGAAGCGCUCCGUGCCAAGCUCAAGACCAUCAGCGAGCAGUUCGACACGCGCGACCUGCAUUAUAGGGGCCUCCUGCGCGGCAAGGAUUCCGAGAUUCAAAGUCUCGCCUCAAAGUUUGAGGACCAGCGUCGUGCAGGUGAAGUUGAGGCCAACCGCAGCCGAGCUUUGACUUCCCAAGUUUCCACUUUCUCCCACACCGAGGCCGAGUUGCGCAGCCAGCUCAACAUCUACGUCGAAAAGUUCAAGCAGGUCGAGGACACUCUAAACAACAGCAACGAUCUUUUCCUUACGUUCCGCAAAGAGAUGGAAGAAAUGUCCAAGAAGACCAAACGCCUAGAAAAGGAGAAUCAUACUCUCAAUCGAAAGCAUGAGCAAACUAACCGCAAUAUCCUUGAAAUGGCAGAGGAACGGACCCGGAACCAUGAAGAACUUGAAAGGUGGCGCCGAAAGUGCCACCACCUAGAAGCCCUUUGCCGGCGCAUGCAAGCUCAGGGCCGAGGCGAAGGCCUUGCCCUGGCUGAAGGCGAUGAUCAUUUAGAGGGUGACGAUGAAGGUACCGAAAGCGAGUACGACGAUGACUACGAAGAUGACGAGGAGGAUAUCAGUGACGAAGAAGACCUCGAACCACCCCCAACCCGGGUUGACCAACCCUCAGAGAAGCCCGUCUUCGGACCAACUCCGCCCCCAAAUCUUUUGGAGGCUCGGGCCAAUGGCAACACUGCAGGGGUCAAUGGCUUGGUUUUCUAG
This is a messenger RNA of Penicillium paradoxum, 1305 nucleotides long. RefSeq names its product taxilin. The transcript has 5 exons. The coding region runs from base 1 to 1305 and encodes 434 amino acids. The record is from RefSeq and is a predicted model, not a curated record. Gene Ontology annotation, molecular function: syntaxin binding. Lineage: Eukaryota; Fungi; Ascomycota; Eurotiomycetes; Eurotiales; Aspergillaceae.